Symsagittifera roscoffensis is the source of this 1135-nucleotide messenger RNA. RefSeq names its product amiloride-sensitive sodium channel subunit beta-like. The transcript is spliced from 5 exons. The record is from RefSeq and is a predicted model, not a curated record. Gene Ontology annotation, biological process: sodium ion transmembrane transport. Lineage: Eukaryota; Metazoa; Xenacoelomorpha; Acoela; Convolutidae. Gene Ontology annotation, cellular component: plasma membrane. Bases 274 to 1107 code for a protein of 277 amino acids. Gene Ontology annotation, molecular function: ligand-gated sodium channel activity.
CGUGUAUUUUGUUCAUACAUGAAGAGCUUAAUGCAAAGAAACCAUAAACUGUUAGUCAUUUGUCGGAGGGAUGAGAGAAAAUAAACUAUAACAAUUAUCAACUCACAGCUGAAAUAAAUUUAAAGCUUAUCUCAUUGUCAUUUUUGCGCAACAUUAAAUACUCUAUGCGGCGUAUUUUAUAGGUGUUACACAUUCACCGCAGACAGACCCACUUUCCAAACUGGCUCGGAGAGUGGACUGCAGCUCACGCUGUUCCUGGACACAGUUCACUCUAUGGGGACACUGACCCCCGAAGUGGGAGUCGACCUAUUCAUACACGAUGCACCCGAUGUGCCCCCUACUGCUAUGGAUCCGAUCUCUCUCGAGAAUGGCAAAAUGUACAGCAUCGGCAUAGGCCAGAGAUACUUCGAAAGGGAACGUGACUUGAGCAAAUGCCGAUCCGAAUGGCCAGAUGAGAUGGGUAUUCACAGUCGUGUAUCCCUUUUCACCUACAACCAGGACAUGUGUGACAAUCUGUGGUGUCAGAAGGACUACCUGGACAACUGUGGCUGUAUCUCAGACUACACCGGAUACCUCAUAAGAGAAGACGCUCAAAUAUGCAAUCUUAGGGACCCUGAAACAUUGCAGUGCAUGAAGAACCGACAUCUCCCCUGCUCGACCUCUUCGAUGUUUUUCUGCCAACAAGCAUGCAUAGAGCUGGACUACAAACUGUCCAUAUCACAAUCGACAUGGCCUAGCUCUCAGAGCACCCUCCUAUUGGUUAAUGAGUUGAACCGACUCAAUAUGAGCGAACUCCUUAAAAGCUUCCUCUACAACACAUUGACGCAGCCUGAUAUUGGAGUGGAAACCAUUAGAAAAUCUUUCGCGGAAAACUUUCUCAAAGUGAGACUGUACCUGAACGACCUCCGAAUAGAGCGCAGUACCGAAGUGAAAUCGAAUACGAUCAAUUCAUCCCUCAGUAGUUUCGGGGGAUCCUUGGGACUGUUCCUCGGGUGGAGUGUGCUCUCUGUGAUCGAGCUCGGCGUUCUGUUGAUCAGACUAAUCGGAAUACUGGCCAACUGGAUAUCUCGCAAAUGUACAGAUACAUGUCACAAAGAAACACACUAAAAGGGACUAGAAAAUAACCUCUAUUGAA